Haliotis rufescens (red abalone) is the source of this 1031-nucleotide messenger RNA. RefSeq names its product actin-like. Lineage: Eukaryota; Metazoa; Mollusca; Gastropoda; Lepetellida; Haliotidae. The transcript has a single exon. The coding region runs from base 18 to 1016 and encodes 332 amino acids. The record is from RefSeq and is a predicted model, not a curated record.
GUUCUUUCCAGGGUGUGAUGGUCGGUAUGGGACAGAAGGACAGCUACGUCGGUGACGAGGCUCAGUCAAAGAGAGGUAUUCUCACCCUUAAGUACCCCAUCGAGCACGGUAUAGUCACCAACUGGGACGACAUGGAGAAGAUCUGGCAUCACACCUUCUACAACGAGCUCCGUGUGAAUCCAGAGGAGCACCCCGUCCUCCUGACUGAGGCUCCCCUCAACCCCAAGGUCAAACGUGAAAAGAUGACCAAGAUCAUGUUCGAGACCUUCAACUCUCCAGCUAUGUAUGUGGCCAUCCAGGCUGUUCUGUCUCUUCACGCGUCUGGUCGUGUCACGGGUAUUGUUCUUGACUCUGGUGAUGGUAUCACCCACACUGUUCCCAUCUACGAGGGUUACGCCCUUCCCCACGCCAUAACGAGACUGGAUCUUGCUGGGCGUGACCUCACAGACUACCUCAUUAGGAUCCUGACCGAGCGUGGUUACUCCUUCACCACCACUGCCGAACGAGAAAUCGUCAGGGAUAUCAAAGAAAAAUUAGCUUACGUUGCUUUAGACUUUGAACAGGAAAUGCAGGCAGCUGCCUCUUCCUCUUCAUUGGAGAAGAGCUACGAGCUUCCCGACGGUCAGGUCCUAACCAUUGGCAACGAAAGGUUCCGUUGUCCAGAGGCCCUCUUCAAGCCAUCCUUCUUGGGAAUGGAAUCUGCUGGUAUCCACGAAAGAUCAUAUCAUUCCAUCAUGAAGUGUGAUGUUGAUAUUCGUAAAGACUUGUAUGCCAACAUUGUUCUCUCAGGAGGCAGCACCAUGUUUCCGGGAAUCGCAGACAGAAUGCAGAAUGAGAUCACAGCCCUUCCUGAAAUGACAAUGAAGAUCAAGGUCAUCGCACCCCCAGAGAGGAAAUACUCCGUCUGGAUCGGUGGCUCCAUCCUUGCCUCUCUGUCCACCUUCCAGCAGAUGUGGAUCAGCAAGCAGGAGUAUGAUGAGUCCGGCCCAUCCAUUGUUCACAGGAAGUGUUUUUAGGGACUGAUGUUGCAU